AUAUACCAACACUCCUACACUGGAUAUUAUGUCCUGAGCAAAAUUCCUCAUGGGGAUCCUCAAAGUCUGGACCCACCGGAAGUGAGCAACGCAAAACUUCAGUAUGCAGGCUGGGGUCCUAAAGGCCAGCAGCUGAUAUUUAUCUUUGAAAACAAUAUCUACUACUGUGCGCACGUCGGGAAGCAGGCCAUCCGUGUGGUCUCGACUGGAAAGGAGGGCGUGAUCUACAACGGCCUCAGCGACUGGCUGUAUGAAGAGGAGAUUUUGAAGACUCACAUCGCCCACUGGUGGUCUCCGGAUGGCACAAGGCUCGCCUACGCCACCAUCAACGACUCCCGCGUGCCCAUCAUGGAGCUCCCAACCUACACCGGCUCCAUCUACCCCACGGUGAAGCCCUACCACUACCCCAAGGCUGGAUGUGAAAACCCCAGCAUUUCCCUGCACGUCAUUGGCUUAAAUGGACCCACCCACGAUCUAGAGAUGAUGCCACCCGAUGAUCCACGGAUGAGGGAGUACUACAUCACCAUGGUGAAGUGGGCCACCAGCACCAAGGUGGCCGUCAACUGGCUGAGCCGGGCGCAGAACGUGUCCAUCCUCACCCUCUGCGACGCCACCACUGGGGUCUGCACAAAGAAACAUGAGGAUGAGAGCGAAGCCUGGCUCCACAGACAGAAUGAAGAACCGGUAUUCUCCAAGGAUGGCCGAAAGUUCUUCUUUGUCCGAGCCAUCCCACAGGGGGGACAAGGAAAAUUCUAUCACAUCACCGUGUCAUCAUCGCAGCCCAACAGCAGCAAUGACAACAUACAGUCCAUCACCUCCGGAGACUGGGACGUGACCAAGAUCCUGGCCUACGACGAGAAGCGGAAUAAGAUCUACUUCCUGAGCACAGAAGACCUGCCGCGGAGGAGACAGCUCUACAGCGCCAGCACGGUGGGCACCUUCAACAGGCAAUGCCUGUCCUGUGACCUGGUGGAGAACUGCACGUACUUCAGCGCCUCCUUCAGCCACAGUGCCGACUUCUUCCUGCUCAAGUGUGAAGGUCCUGGAGUCCCCAUGGUGACAGUGCACAACUCAACAGAUAAGAAAAAAAUGUUUGAUCUAGAAACAAAUGAGCACGUGCAGAAGGCCGUACAAGACCGACAGAUGCCUAAAGUAGAAUACAGGAAGAUCGAGGUUGACGAUUACAACUUGCCCAUUCAGAUCCUCAAGCCAGCCACCUUCACCGACACGGCCCACUACCCCUUGCUCCUGGUGGUGGACGGCGCCCCGGGGAGCCAGAGCGUGGCCGAGAAGUUCGAGGUGACCUGGGAGACGGUGCUGGUGAGCAGCCACGGAGCCGUGGUGGUCAAGUGCGACGGCCGCGGCAGUGGCUUCCAAGGAACCAAGCUCCUGCACGAAGUGGGGCGGAGGCUGGGCUCCCUGGAGGAGAAGGACCAGAUGGAGGCUGUGCGGAUGCUGCUGAAGGAGCAAUACAUUGACCAGGCACGUGUGGCCGUGUUUGGGAAGGAUUAUGGCGGGUACCUGAGCACUUACAUCCUCCCGGCAAAGGGUGAAAAUCAGGCUCCGGUUUUCACCUGUGGCUCUGCUCUCUCUCCGAUCACGGACUUCAAGCUCUACGCGUCCGCGUUUUCCGAGAGGUACUUGGGCCUCCAUGGACUUGACAACAGAGCAUAUGAGAUGACCAAGGUGGCACACCGCGUGUCAGCACUGGAAGAACAGCAGUUUCUGAUCAUUCACGCAACCGCGGAUGAAAAAAUCCAUUUCCAGCACACGGCGGAACUCGUUACACAACUAAUUAAGGGGAAGGCUAAUUACAGCUUACAGAUCUACCCGGACGAAAGCCAUUACUUUCACAGUGCCUCCCUGCACCAGCACCUGUACCGAUCCAUCAUCAGCUUCUUUGUGGAGUGCUUCCGCGUUCGGGACAGGCUGCCCACGGCCACAGCCAAAGAGGAGGAGGAGGAGGACUGA
Messenger RNA from Odobenus rosmarus divergens (Pacific walrus), 1971 nucleotides. RefSeq names its product dipeptidyl-peptidase 6 (gene DPP6). The record is from RefSeq and is a predicted model, not a curated record. Gene Ontology annotation, molecular function: dipeptidyl-peptidase activity; serine-type peptidase activity. NCBI's taxonomy places the organism in Eukaryota, Metazoa, Chordata, Mammalia, Carnivora, Odobenidae. The annotation marks the transcript as partial. The transcript has 21 exons. Gene Ontology annotation, biological process: proteolysis.